Messenger RNA from Bombus terrestris (buff-tailed bumblebee), 14257 nucleotides. It is a transcript of the gene tyf, whose product is annotated as probable serine/threonine-protein kinase DDB_G0282963. NCBI's taxonomy places the organism in Eukaryota, Metazoa, Arthropoda, Insecta, Hymenoptera, Apidae. The transcript is spliced from 9 exons. Bases 1900 to 5886 code for a protein of 1328 amino acids. The record is from RefSeq and is a predicted model, not a curated record.
CAGACGACAUUUUCGGAGGCUAAACGGCUGGUCCGCCGUUUCUCUGCGCAAAAGCGAUCGUUUAUUGUGUCGGGAGAAAACUGUCGGUACAGGUUUACGUCAGUUUUCCUUCACUUUUUUCCCAACGUGAUUAGCUAAGAAUAAUAUCGAUCGAACGAUAGUGAAGACAAGUGAAAUGUUUUAGUGGUAAAACUGAUUAACCGUACGGUUGGAUUUUGGAUAUCGUGCAAUGAAGUUUCGAGUGGACUACUUUCCAUUUACUAGAAUACAAUUAAUGUUGUAUUUUAAAUAAAUCUUGUUAAUGAGAUUCUCUGGUUUACUUUAGAAUUGAGUGUUUUCGAUAGAAAAUAUCGUUGUCGUACCGCUUUAGUGCCAUCGUCGGAAAAGUGCAUAAGCCAGAAGUAACAUUAUGCGAUCGAUAAUUCGCCGACGAUUUUGAAAUACGCUUCAAUGAUUCGAUCAGGUACUUGUGACUCUGUGCAACGUUUCCUUAGUUGUCAGUGAGAUGUUUCAAAAGUGAUUUUUCAGUGUCUUCCAAGACCUAUGCACGACGAAAUAAUAGCAAGUACAAACUAUAUACUUGUUGGUAUGUGUACAAGCGAUGCUAAGAACAGUGUCGUCGUUUUGGACAAAUACAUUUUCGCGUCUUCCAUCCGUACACGGUUGCAACAACUUUACCAGUAACAUUGCAUUUCGUAUAAAAAAAGAUUUGCAAGCAACAUAUACUUGAGAGAAAAAUGUGCAUUUUAAUAUCGUCAGCGGCCAUUUUGAAUUUAUGAGUACCUCGAACUACGACGAUUAUCAACCUCAUUUUGUAACUCCAAAAUUGGACUUUCUUUGACGCCUUUCGAGACAAUUGUAAAUGCACCAAGAACUGAUUUGGCAUGUCAUUGAAAAAUAAUUAUUAUUUUUUAUUCACCGAAUGAAAUUCUAAUAAGUGCCACAGAAAGCAUUCCAUUCAUUUUAUUGUAUAUUUUACGUUCUAACGUAUAUACAUCUGCUGUUAUAAUUAUGGCAUGAAUUAAGUAAUUUAAAUAUACUUUCAAUUCUAACCGAAAGUUUAUUUGUUAUCAGAGAAAGGCGGUAAUAUCGCAAAUUUUAUAUUUUUUAUGUUUUAUUACUUAUGGAAAGGAAACAAAUAAUUCCAAAUGAAUAUAUCAAUAUUAAAACAACGUGCAAGAAGAAUUUUUCAUUCUUUUGUAUUUCUUCCUUUGAUAAAUAUAUGAUUUAAACAUAAAAUAAAUAUUUAUCUAUCAGUUCGUACAGCAAACAUAGUACGUGUUUUGUUAGAACGUAUAUAACGUAUUCUACCAAGCGACAGCUGUAGUUGAAACUGAUAAGUAGAUUUGAAAUAACCUCAACGACGAUAAAAUCGUUGAUAUUAAAAUACGAGAAGGAAGUUAUACUUUUAAUAUUUAACGUAAAUGCACAGAAAAUAUAUACGAGUUAAUUGAAAAUAUAUCAGAGCAAUAAAGGAAAAAUUGAGAGACAACAGUUUCCUAAUUGAUCGACGGUCACGACACUAGAUGGUGGACGGUGCCAUUUUUGUCAAUUUCCUAGCGCGCGUGGUACGCGCGUAAAGUCGAGCACAUUGGAAAAGUCAUCAAUUGAAUCUCACAAUCUGAACACAAAUAAUUAUUGUUGUUUAUGCGUGUAUUGUUUUUGAAUCCAAUUAAAAGUGUUGAAUUUGGAAUGGUUAAAUUAAUUAUUUAACCUAAUGUGACAUCGGCAUAGUGUAAAAUGCUUUCAUUUACAUGGACGUGAUAGUUUCAUAAACUAAAUACUGAAAUCAAGAAAAAAAAUUAACUAAUACGACAUGCGAGAAUCUCAAAUUGCUGUCUGUGAUCAAACGAAACGGGUCUCCAGACCUUAACAACACCAAAGAAAAAUGAUGAAACUAUGAGUGCAGUGGAUACAACACUGUCAAUUUCGAUCAAAAUGGCCCCAGGGCCAGAACAUCGCCAAGAACCAGUAGCACCUGACAAAGCUGCUGAAAAUAAUAAUAGUGAGACCUCUAAUGAAAGAAAUAAUAUAGAGAAUUCAGUGGUAGGUGUUGAAACAGUUAGUAACCAGAGUUCGAAUACAGAAUGUGUUUCGACGAACAUUGACACUAAUUCAGAUUCAACAACUCCAAGUGCACCGGCUUGUAUUACCUCUGACAGUAAACAGGAAGAACCAGCUACUUUGUCUGCAUUAAAUGAAGGUGAAUUACGUGCACUAUUGGAUGAAGCUAUAACUUAUAAAUGUCCCAAAGAUCGUGAAGGAAAAUCAAGCCUUUUUAAAGAACUACUUCAAGAAGCAGAGGCAGAUGAAACCGAAGAAGGUCGUAGGAUAAUAACCAAUUCACGUUGCUUACCUGGGUCAAAUCGUAGGAGGCAUAAAAGAGACUCUGUAUCUGAAAGGUUGACACAUGGAGGGUCAUUGCAAAAUUUAGCACAACCUAUUGCUUCAGAGUUUGAUAGUAGUUUUGCUUAUUUGUCAUCUGGAUCUAGCCAUACCUACGGAGGAAAUAGGAGAAAGAAUAAAAAGUAUACAGGACCUAGUGUAUCUGCAAGACAAAGAGAAGGUGGUUCGUUACCUUCGAAUGUUAAUGCAUCACACAGUCUUGCUUCAUUGGCUAAUUUAGACUUAUUAUUUGAUAAAAAGAAGGGUUUCUGUGAAGAAAGAGGAGCAUACGAUUGGACUAACAAAGAAAAAUCCAGAUCUUUAGACAAACCAUCAUAUAGUAGUACGAAAAAGGAAGAAAAGGAAAAAGAUAAAAAGGAUACCAAAAGGGAUUUGUCCGAAAGUGAAGUUGAAGUGCGUGAGAAAAGAGGUAACAAAGGAAAAUACGGGACAAAUGAAAUGCUUGAAUCAGAUAAUCCACCACCAGAGUAUAAAUCAGAUUACAUGGUGAUUGACUUAGGUGAUGCUGAGGUGGGUACUAUUAGUGAAAGGAAUGUGGGAUCUACUAUAAGUGGGGUUCAGAGACCUCACUCCUUAGAUACGGAAGAUGAUGAAGGAAUUGAAAUGAAAAUUAUUGAACCACGUAGACCUCAAUAUAUAUCGCGCACUCCUUUCGAUAUAGCUCAAACUCCUGUGGAUACUACAAUAGAUUUCUCUCUCCGUGAACAUAGUGGAAAGCAAGAUAAAUCAAAAAUAUCUGUUAAUGGUACAGAAGUAACUGGAGCCCUUUCUUUUCAAACUUUCAAUAGUGUGAAAUGUGGUAUUGGUGGAACUGCAAAUAGUUCUAGUGCUAGUCAGGGUAAAGUAAUUCCAAGUUUGUGCUCCAUGAUGUCUGCAUCCUUACAAACACAAAAUAUUACAAUGGAAGGCUCGAGGUAUACAGCGCAUACUACCGGAUCUGGAGAAAAGAAGUCCUUGGAUGAAAACGGGAAUCCAGUACAAAACUAUAAUGGGGAACGGAAAAAGCCUAGAAGAAAGCACACUCAAGAACCUAAUGUUAUUGUAUACAGUGCUGAAAAUGUUGAAGGACAUCGCAAUGAAGAUAUCGACAGUUUAAUUAAUUUUAUUGAAAAUAAAGAAUCUAAAAGUAAAAAAGGAAAACCAAGUAAUCCGGUAAGAGUAAAAACUAGUUCAGGUGCAAAGCCAAGAAGCAGAGAAAAGGAUACUAAAAGGGAACAGUUACCUGCCAAAUUACAAAAAUCUAAUUCCCUUGAAGAAAUAUCUAAGACUAAACUCGAAGACCUCACAACAGAGAAAAGCGUCAGUUCUAGUGGUGCCAGUAGUAUAUCAAGUCAACAUGGCACGAUCAAUGUUGCUUUACGCCGUGCGAAACAAAGAAGCACAGGGGACGCAGCUAUCGAUAGUCGUGGCGAUAGACGAUCUUGGGGAACGGAAGAAGGUCAGUCUAUAUAUUGCAAUGAUACUGGAGAUGAUUAUGCUAGUCGUCGAAACUCCAAUAAAAAAAUCAAUCCAGAGCCUGAACAUGAAACAGAAUUCCUGGUAGUUACAAAAAAGAAGAAAAGUAAAAAACAGAGAAGAAGUUCCAGUGGCAGUAGAGCACAGAAUUUAACAACGUCAGGAUCUUAUCUCCAAAAUUCCAGAGGAUUUUCUAACGAAUAUAGAACACCACUUUCUCCUGAACUUCGAAGAAAAUCAGCAAGCAGUAUGCCACCAAGUGAUAAAUCAGACAGUAGCGAUUCUGAUUCUGUCCAUUCAUUACCAGUUACAUCAAAUACGUCCAAACAUAAUUUAUCAAAAAUAGCUACCUCAUCGGGCGGAACGCCGCAAGCAAGUUACGCGGACAUAGCUCGUAUGGCAACUAUUAAUAUGACUCAUAAUUCAGUGUUAAAUAUGUCUGCAAUAGUUCCAAACAUGUUAAAUACAUCUUCGUGGCCUAGUGUGCCACCCAAAACACCUUCAGAACCAGACAAGAUUCCUCAAGAUUAUUAUCCUAGUUUAGAUGAAUUACAACACUCGGAUAGGAAAACAAGGCAACAUAGCUUCACCCAUUCGAAUCAUCUUUUGAAUCUAAGUUUCGAAAAACCACCAUCACCGACUUUGACGAAAAUGAAAAAUUCAACGGAGAGAAACAAAGCAGAGGCUCAAGAAGAAGCUAUUAAUAAAAAUAUCCAGGUUAUUAAAUAUGUACAAGAUAUUGAAAAAAUGCGUCAAAAUUUAACACAACAAGAACCAAAAGCUGUGAACUGUAAUAAUCAUAUCACGACAUCAAACGAGACUUCAAUAACGAAUGCAGUGCCAUCAAAACUCAAUAAUACUGUAACCAAUUGUAACCCUGAACCUGAUAACAACAAUCCUAACUGCAACAGUGUCAAUAAUAAAGACACUGUUGUAAAUGCGAGGUGUAACAAUCCACGAGCACGCAGAGGAGGAGGAGGAAGUUACGUUCAAAAUAAUCAAAAUGUACAAAAUCAAGUAUCACAUGAAGAUCAACAUUUCAAGAAAGUUGGAUAUACUUUUCAUGAUGAAAAUGGAAAAAAAUCACAAAAUACUGAAAAUUCUAAUACACACUGUGAAAAUAAAAAUAAUCCAGCAACUGUUUCAAAUGAUGAGGCUGAAUCGCAAAAAACUAAUACUACAAAUAAUCCAAAAGCAAUGCAAGAAGUGCAAAAUAUUGAAUCAGAAGCAAUCAAGUUGACAAAAACCGAAAAAUCAACAAAGAUCUUAAAAGAACAGAAGCAUGAAACGGUUAAAUCGGGAAAUGUAUACUCUACAAGUUCGAAACAAGAACAACAAGAAGAUUCCGAAUGUAAAAAAACGAAACAACAAAGUUCUACUUCGGAUAAAGAUCAGACACAGAAAGCAGAAUUACAAACAUCCAAUAAACAAAAAACUUCGAGACCUGCAGUUAUAUUACUAGAUGAAACUGCAGCAGAUAUUAUCAAGAACAGCGAGUUACCUACGGAACUUAGGUUUGGAUUUGAAAUUAACGAGCAACUUUUAUUGUCAGAAGAUUCGACAACCGAAGAGACUUCAAGCGUUAGUUCUGUGUUUCCUUCCGUUCCACCGCUCAUAAACAAACCACCUUCUAAUUUCGAUAGAUAUCCUCCAAUAUUUGACAAACACAUGAGAUGUGAUAAAUUUACGCCUAAUUUCAUGCAACCUCCAAAUACGCAUGUAACUCAACAACCUCUGCAUCCGGUGAUGGUACAGCGAUUACCGUGCAUGGGUUAUCCUCCAAGAUUCCCUCCUCCUACGUGUUUGCCACCACCACCCACACCUCCACCAGGAAUAAUGGAAAAGUAUCACCAUCAGCCAAAAGAAGAUUUUUCUAUGCUCUAUGUAGCUCCUGAAGAAGAUGUUAAUAUACAAACGUACAAUCAUGAUAAAAUCGUCUCAUUCGUUGGCUUAGCAUGGGACGCUGUUAUGAGGGAAAUGCCAGUAACUGCAGACGGUCGUAUACAGUUCUACAGUGGUCAGUGAAAUGGGCACUAAGAAAUAUGGGGUAAAUAACAACAAUAAUGUUUUUGUACUGCAAAAUUACCUCUAUUGCAAGUUAUCCGUUAUAAAACUGUAAACAGCCAGAGGAGUCUGCUAACUAUGCAAGACCAAAUAUAUAUCUAAAUACAAGCAAAUUGAUCGAACCUGUAUUAAACAAGUUGCAGAAACUACCGGUUUCGAUCGCCAAUAAACGUUAUACUAAUUUUUGAGUCAAAUCAUCAGUGAUAAUUCUGUAAAGCCAACUGGCGCAAAGUGUGCCUCUAAAACUAAUGUACAUAAUUAUUAAUCACUGGAAAGAACAAGACUUAUAAAUUGUGUAUGUUCUGACUGUACAUACAUGAAUGAGUUGCAAAAUACCUUUGAAAAGGUUAUAACACAAUAUUUAAGUUUCAGUAUUGACAUCUGAUACAAUAUUUGACUGAAAAUUAUAAGUUCGUGAUGCAUAAAACAUAUUUCGCUCUUUAAGAACAUAAACAAUUUUCUUGUAAAAAAAAUGUGAAAAUUCAUGUAGUCUUAAAAUGUCUCAUAAUUUUUGAGGAGAAAAAACGACAAAAAGUAAAAUGCCUUUCGGAUCAGCUACGAAAGUGUUGCAACUUUGAAACAAAAAUAUAAAAACUAUUUAAGGAGUUUAAAAAUUAACUGAAACAAGAUUAUGAUGAAGCAAAUUUUUCAAAAACUGCAUGUGCUGUGACAUGGUGGUUUAUGCUGAUGCCUUUAAGAAAUAAAAAAUACAUCUUAGACCAUUGUAAUAAAGUUUAAAAAUAGUUGAAAGCAGCCUGUUAUGUUAAUUAUACCAAAUUGAGAUCAUCCGUCGGAAAUAUUGCUAAACUAGUAAUAAUUAUCUGAUAUAAUUACGGGCAGAGAUGAUCUUAAAACAACACCUUGAAAACAAGAAUUAUUGCAACCAUCAGUGAGUCUUCAAGGAAAACUUUAGGAAGGUUAAACGUAAAAAUAAUGGUUGCUAGAUUACAUGUACUUUAUUUAAGACGAACCUUUAAAGAAAAGUAAAGAAAGCUAUAAAGAUGUGUGAAGUGUAAUGAAAAAUGGUGAAUGUAAGUGUGUUUUUGAACACGUGUAAAAUAUUUAAAAAAAAAAGUAGUGUGAUUGACUUACAAGUUUAUGGAGUGGUUACUUUUACAGCCACAAUAGAUAAUAGUUUAAGAAAUUUGAAAGGAGGAAAAGAGAGAGAGAGAGAACAAUGAAAACUGAUUUUUUUUUGCAAUGCUGCGCUCAAGGUCCUGAAUUGGAUAGAGACAAUGAGAAGAGUGCGAAUGUGUCGAAACGAAAAAAAAAACAAGACAAAAAACGCUAAAUUUUUACACAAACUUGCUUAUUUAAUGAAUAAUUAACUAUUAAUUAUUAGUAAUAAUAAUUAUAAUAAACUACUUGCUUGUGAUCAUAAAGUAUGAUGGUACGAAUGCGUGUAGUGCAUGUAAAUAUUCUACUAGCUAAUGUCCAAUUUAGUUUUGAAUACUUGUAUUUUGAAUUCUUUUAAAAUUUUUCAUCGUAUUAUGUUAUCCUCUGAAUAUGGUAAAAAAGAAAGUAACUAAUACACUUUGUGGUUGUUAUCGAUCUACAGUAAGAAAAAAAGCUUAUAUGAGUAGUUAAUCAAAAAAAAAACAAAAAAAAGAGAUAAACGGGAAAAAUGAAGUUAAUACGAUUCCUUUCACAACGAUUCUAUUCGUUAUGUAGGAAGCCUACCUCCAACAUAUUUUACUUUUUGAUAGAUAAUCAAUAUAACGAAACAUAAUUUUCAAUUCGAAUGCAAGUGUCGCGUAUUUAGAGCCAAAAAUAUAACUAAUUAAUAAAUUGUGUGGAAACUUAUCAUUUUCGAAGAUAAGGAUAAAGCUAAUCAAUUAUUGCAGAUAAGUUUCAUAUAAAAGAAUGGAAGCGUGUUUGUCUGUAUAGAUUAUUAUUAUUAUUAUUAAUUAUUAUUAUUAUUAACAUUAUCAUUAAUCGUAAUUAACAAAUUAAAAUUGGCGAUUUUUGUUGUUGUCUUUUUUUUUUACCCUCAAAAUUACGCAUGGAAACAGAAAAUAUAAGCUCUGUUAAUAUUUUUCAUUUUGUUCAGCAAUAUAACAGUACAGUACAGCUGGGGGUACAGUUUUCAAGAAUGAGUAAUAAGUUAAAAGUAUUUAACAUAUAUAAAAACCAUUAAUGCAUGUUAGAAUAUACUUCAAAGAAAACAUCAUUCAAUGCGUGUUAUCAUUGAUAUGCUUGAUAUACUUUCUUUUUUGAUAGUAUAUUAUACUAAUACUAGAGCAUACGAUAAAGCAUUACGAUUUAGUUUCACAAUUAAUUUUAGUGGAAUCAUUUUAUCAUCAUCAUCAAUCAUUUUACAGUAUAAAAAUCGAUAUAUCUCAUUUUUUUUCUCUCUCAUAAAUGCAGGAAAAUUUCUAGUGCAACGGAUCAGUCACUUCUGAAUGCCUAGAUAAAUCAUUAUAUUCAACUGUACUAUGAUCAAUUCAUUUUUAAUCGAAAGACCUAUUACAUUACAUCACAUUAUGAUUAAGUGGUAAUGAUUUUAUCCUUACUUUAAGUGGAUGAUGUUUCUUCGGGGUAUUUCUAUCCGGCGUGCAAGAAACUAUUCAAAAGUCAGGUGCUUCAUCGCCUUAAAGUUAGUAGAGUGCAGUAUCAGCCUGUGCCAUUGACCGGUUCAAAUGGCCAUGACUGUUAAGCUUCACAGAGAUUAGCACAGAAGUACUUGAAGGGAAAUAGGACCAUAAAUUGUGUAUGCGUUGCAGAAUGGCAGCUAUGCCGCGAAACGAUAUUAUGUACCGAAUACACGGUUUAACUAAUUGUGUUAUAACGAAUGACAAAAAAGAAAAAGAUAGACAAAGAUGUAUAAAUAUCAACGUGCAAGGUGAUAAUGUAUCAUAUUAUAUUCUUUGUUGAAUUUAUAAGUACCAAAUUAAUAGUGAUCGACGAAACAGGUAAAGUGUAUGAUUCUUCUGUUUUCACUUAUUUAAGCGUUUUAAACAUUAAUGAGAAGGGAAAAAAAGCUUGCUUAUUUCGUUCAAUAACAGGCUAAUUGCAUUUAUCCAUGAACUAAUAGCCUGUGCUGUAACGCAAAUAUGUACGUGUUUCGUCUACGAAAAGGGCACAAAAUCCUAAUUGGACGUAAUGAAGUUCCAAAAUCAAGCGCAUUACUCUUGCACAUCUCGUUCUCAGCCUAUAUUAUAUCAGUGAUAUAGAUUCGGUUGAAACUGUUGAAACGUCGCUAAGAUGUAAAAUUAAUUUAACGAAUGGAAAAAAAAAGAAAAAAAAAUAACAAAAAAAAAAACACAGAAAUAGUUGAUGUUAUUUCCCGUCUUGAAUUGUUAUGUUCGUAUAAACGCAUGUGUACCAAUUUAUUCUUGUGAAACUGUGCAUGUGAAAGGGAUUUUCCAAUGAUUUUAUUUGUAAGUUUGGUUGCUUCGCCAAGUUUCGACGGUACCGUCUAUGUAAUUCCGCUAGAACUGUUCUCAUAGGCCGAAACAAUUGUGUGUAUCCAGAAGUAACGUGAUUACAUUACGAUCACGACGAAUAAUUGAAACAUUUUUGGAGAUAUUAUAAUUUCAAGGUAAUCGAUUUCCUUCGACACGAAUGUUGAACUUUCAAAUGCGCUUCCGGUUAUAGAAAGUUUCCAGAAAUGUUUAUGUAUUCGUGGGUUACAUCUGUUCGAGAUGAAACUUCAUUAUCAGCGCGGGCAUGUUGAUAGUGUUCAAACAAGUAAAAAGAAGGAGAUAAAGGUUAAUAAUUGAUCGAGAGUAAGAGAGAGAGAGAUGGAGAGAGAAAGAGACAGCGUGAAAGAGAAAGCAAGAGAAAAGAAGAGAAGACAAAGGUAUCCGACGAUCUCAAUGUUAGCCUUGUAUCACUGUACAAUUUGUUAUUCAGUGUAAAGCAGUUUUUCUGUACUGUAUAUACGUAUAUUAAUAACUAUUAUUAAUUAUUGCUAAUGAUUAUGAUGAAGCUAUUCGAUUAACUAUUAAUUGUACUUGCUGAUUAUCGAUAACGAUUAUACGGAGAAUCACAGAAGCUAUUUGCGAGUGCUUAUGCGUGUAUAAAAGGAAUAAAAAGAGAAUAUUUUGAGUGUAUGGUAAAGGCUGUGCUGUCCAGCUGAAACAAAACAAGAGGAAAAAAAAAAGAACAGCACUGGAGAGAGGAUGUUGUUGCCAACGUUUAAGUAUGUUGCCAAAGGUUUUCCCUUUUGUGGGUGUAAAAACACAGUAUAAAGUAAUAUUCGAGUUCCUUUAUUUUUUUAUGUCUUUCUUUUUCGCGUCGUGGAAUUGGCAGGAUUUCAAUUAAGAAGUACUCAGUGAGAAAAUUGAAAAUUGAUAUUUAAAUACAACACACGUUCUACAACAGAACAUGUUCUAUAGUGAUGUUCAUAUAUGUAUAUAUAUAAAAUUAUAUAUAUAUAUGUAUAUAAAUAUAUAUACAUAUAUAUAUAUAUAUAUAUCUACAUAUAUAAUACAUAAAUAUGUAUCUAUAUAUAUAAUUUUCCUUUUUUACAUUAACGCCGUAUUGUAUUAUCUGCCGUUUGCUUAGCAAUUAAUCUAAUUAGAGCAUAGAUAAGCAUUGUGAUAUACGCAUAAAUAAUCAGGUAACUGUUGUUUUCUUUUCUCUUGUCAGCUGAAAAGCCAAAAUACAAAAAAAAAAAGAUAAAAAAAAUCAGUAAAAUAUUUUCGAAUAUUACUUGCAUACUGUAUUUCGCCGAUGAUACGUAUUCAGAUGAUAAAUCGUUUAAAUCUGGCACGAUGAAAGUAAAACGGAUUGAGAACGAAGAGAGUAACGAAAGAAACAGAAAUGGAAUUCAUUUUGCGAAUGCAACAGAGAAAAAGGGAAAUUGUCAAAGACGCGUGUCUUGUGUUAUGUUAAGAGAAAGAAUCAGUCGAAAAUGUGGAAUUGAAAAGUGAAAGAGAAAACCCCGAUUUAUUCUCAGGAUGCGUAAAUACAGCGGCUAUUUCUUACUAUUUUGUUAUUAACGAUACUGAGAACCUCAAAUUCAUGCAAAGCUAUCAUGGACCAUGGAUGUAAAGAGUCAUUUGCCAUGGAGUGUAAACGAAAAAAAUACGCAGUAGAAGUGAGAGCGAGCGCGAGAAAGAGAGUGAAAAAAGGGAGAAUGCGAAAGAGAAAAAGUGCAGAUGUGCGAGGGAGAGAGAAAAUGAGAAACCGUGUGAAUUUCAAUAUGCUUCUACACAUGAGAGCGAAAAAAGAAAUAAUGUCCUCCUAAAUAAUUAUUCACACCGAGAGAAAAAAGAAGAUAACGAGAAAAACGCGUAUAGUGUCGCCAUUUGGCCUUUAUGCUGUUCUAUCUGCGAUUUCAUACAAGCUUUGCGUACGAUACUGUGAUAUAAUAUCUCUAUUUCUUCGUUUUUUUUUUCCUUCUUUCUUUUUCUUUUUCUUUUUUUUCUUUUGUUUUCCUCUUCCUUAGUUGCGUGCGUGUAGACUCACACAGAAAGAGAGAAAUACACAUACAAAUCGUAGAAUUUGAACGUGGAAAUUUCUAUGAGAUAUCCUUCGAUAUACAUAUAUAUAUAUAUAAAUAGAUAUAUGUUGUAUGAAAAAGAAGCGAUCACGCGAAAUGUGAGAAACAACCAACCACCGUCUCCUGCGUUUAAUUUGUAAACGAUUAAAGCGCUAGUAACGCGGUUUAUUUCAUUCAUAACCGUGAAAGUCUAAAUAUAUCAAAUAAAAAAAUGCAAAAAAGAUAAGAAAAUAAUAAAAAAACAUACAUGUAGAUUUCAACAAGUGCAUCGAGAAUACACGAGAGAAAUAUACGUUUCGAUUUAACGAAAAUCAUGGGAUAAGAAAACAACGACAGUUUUGAGCGUGACUACAUAUUUCUUGCAUGUUAUUUACUUUUUCAUUGAUUCUGUUACGCUUUCUCGUUAUGCUUUCGCGAUGACUCCUCUCAUUUCUCGCACAGCUUUCUAUCUUUCUUUUUUACUUCUUAUACGACUGUUAUGUAAACUUGCGCUUUUUCCUUGGUUACCUACGAGGAACGCGUAUUCUGUGGUUGUCAGAGGAGGAUCAGAAGUGAAAAUAAGUCCAUAUAUCGUGGAAGAUUGCUGAACGCAGCAUUGUUAGGGACAUACGAAUGCACAUACGCGAGUAUAUUUGGAAAAGAAUAACGUUAAAAUAUUAGACAAGUAUUUUUAAGUAUCGAGGGUUUAGAAAUUAUUUAACUUUAUUUUUCUUCGAACAUCUCGAUAUGUGCAUUACUGACGAUCCUACCUGUAUCACGUCAUUGCGCCACUUUUAUAUAUGUUUGACCAGAGAAUUUCAGAAAUCGACGUUUUUCUCGUCUGGCUCUUAUGAUUAGUUACUUAAUAAAAAUAAAAGAAAAAAGAAGUGUAAAAAGAAAGAGGAAGGAAGGAGAAGCAAAGCAAUCUCAGAAAUAUUUAACAUUCCUUGGUAUCGUUUUCAGGAGGAAGACUUUUUCACCUCCGUUUGAUUUAUAAAAUAUUGAUUUACAAAAAAAAAAAAAAAAAAAGAAAAGAAAAAAUGAAUUUAUUUUCAAGGUUUUUCUCUUGCAAAAGUAAUAAGGAAUUACAAAGAGGAUACUUCAUUUACCAGCCAUUUAUAUCGUAUUCUGCCAGUUUUUUUAUUUAUUUUGCUAUAUUUGCUUUAUUUUAUUUUAUUCUAUUCUGCUUUAGUUUCUCAAUUUUGAUCGAUCGAAUUUUUCAAUUCGUUUUCGUUUUCAACAGUAUAUAUAUAUAUAUAUUUCUUUUCUUUUUUUCUCUUUUUCACGAUGUCACGCGAUCAAACGUGCACUAUUUAUCUCGAUCUCACCUGAAAUACCGUGCGCUUUUCAAAUUCACUGUGUUACAUGUAGUUUCGUUAUUAUUAUUAUUAUAUUAUAUUAUAUUAUAUUAUAUUAUAUUAUAUUAUUAUUUUCGUUUGUCGAAUGUAAUAAAACUACUUGCGUUUUUACAUUGGUUGCACCCAACAUGCACUGAAUGCAACUUCUUCGGUUCGACGACCCGUCUAAAUACUGUUACCUUGUUGUAUAUUAUAUUUAAAAGGAAAAAACAAAGAGGAGAAAAAGAAAAUAGCGUUCGGAAAUUUGUAUUUAUUGCACUAUGUACGACCAAUGAGUACGAAUUUUCUCUGCCUCCGUUUAAAGAAGGAUUUUCAGCUGUUCUGCGUAAAGGUUCACUGGUAAAUUUUGUUGAUCGUCAUUAAAAUGUUAUAUAUAAAUAUAUAUAUAUGUACAUAUACAUACAAGAAUCUGCAUAUACACACACACACAUAUAUAUAUAUAUAUACACAUACAUACAUACGAGUAUUAGCGUGUAGAAGAACGUUUCUAUCAUUUGUACGACAAACGAUUAUUAUCAUUGUCAUUAUUAUUAUUAUUAUUAUCAUUAUUAUUAUUAUUAUUAUUAUUAUUAUUAUUAUUAUUAUUAUUAUUAUUAUUAUUAUUAUUACUACUACUACUACUACUACUACUACGAAAAAUAAUCUGAUAAUAGUUGAUUUUUUCAAGUUCUCGCGCGCAUUUCAUCGAAAUUCCAAAAUAACACUCGGAUAUUAUUUUACCGGGAGACAAGGAAAAAUCAGAGGAUCCGCGGAUCGUCUGGAAACAGAACUAUUUUUCUAGUUACUACACACGUAGAAAUACGGAUCUUACGAAUUAAGCAUUAUUUAUUUUGUAAAACGAAAUAGCGUAGACGGAAGCACAGUGUUUCCUAACGAAAUUAUAUAUCGAUUACGUCUGUCGAGCAAUGUUAACGUUACUUCUUUAUUUUCUUUCUUUUUGCUAAAAUAGCGACAAUAAAGGAUAUCGUUAGAGAAAAGAAAGCAAAUGCCGACGAACGAACAUAUAGCAGGAGUAAAAGAAGAAAGGAGGAAGGAAGAGAAGAAGAAGAAGAAGAAGAAAGAGCACAAUCGCGAAAUCGAUUCUUUUCAAUGUUGAUUGAUAAUAAGUGUAAAAUAAGAGCGUGCUGCGAAACUUGAAGGAAGACAAAAAAAAAAACAAGUGAGACCGCUUGUAAAGUUUUUAGAUAAACAAGGGUUGUUUUUCUCUUUUCUUUCUUUUAUAGAGAAAUAUGUUCUCGUAGGGAUUCAGUGUUGGAAAAAUUGAUGUAAAUGAGUCUUCUUAUUAAAUGAAAUUUUGAGCGUAUGAAUUCAGAGCUAGAGUAUACUUUGUACCGUACGAAAUUGAUUUAUGUUGAAAAACAUGGAAAAGAUGCAAAGGUUUAUGUCUAAAAGCUUUUCACAGCGUCUUUUGCGAACACGAAAUUCAAGGACACGAACGAAUAUAGUUGUUAAAAUAAUUUUUUGCCAUGCCUUCAAUUAUCUGAUGUCAAUGUUAUUUGAUUGCUUGGCAUUAAAUGAUAUCACUUGCGCUACAAAUUGUUGAGAA